This is a messenger RNA of Chara braunii, 2182 nucleotides long. Lineage: Eukaryota; Viridiplantae; Streptophyta; Charophyceae; Charales; Characeae. The record is from the annotation of a GenBank genome assembly.
GGUUACGCAAACGGUUGCUCCAAAGAUGGGGACAACUUAUUCCCAGGCUUCUAGCUCGGGAAACACGUGAGGCCAGUGGAAGUAAUAGCUGCUUCUACUCAAGAUGAAGUGGGAUUGAUACCCUCCCCACUUCAUGACAAGGCCAAGGCUAAUGACCCCUUAGUCACCCCGCAGACACAACUAGACCAAACUAUGCUCUGUACGUUAGAUGUGUCUGAAGUCUUAGAGGACUUGGAGAGUGAGUGGUCAAACAAGGACCCUCGCGAGUCUUGGGUGGCGCUGAGGAAAGGUCCUAGAGGGGAACAUUUCGUGGUGGAAGUCAAUGUAGGAGGCCGCAAAUGUGGUGCCUUCAUAGACAUAGGCUCCACGCGGAAUUACAUAAGUCGCGACUGUUUGGAAAGGCUGCACCUACAAGACCGGGUACGGCACCUUAGUAGACCUGUAGCAUCUACUUUGGCCAACAAGGAGCGCAUGAUUGUAACAGACUACAUCAAGGACGUAGUCUGUACCUUCUCCUAUGGAGGAGGUGAGCUUAACCAUAAGAUCUCGUUCUUGGUUAGCGACGACUUGCCAUUCGAAAUGUUAUUAGGCAUGUACUACCUCGAAGUUGCUAAGCCCCAGUUCGACUGGGAUAAGAAGGUGCUCAAGCAUAAGUUGCUCGAUGGCCGAACUGUCAGAUUGACUAAGUUCAAGGCUAGUAGCAUUAUAGAUACCUAUGGCUGCUUGUGCGCAUCAGCGUUCUACAAUUAUUACAAGCAAAAUGAAGAGGAGGGUAUGUACCUUGUUUAUGUCUCUGAGAAGGGGGAGGCCGUUAAAACACCCCCAGAGAUAGAACGCGUCGUUGCUAAGUUCCCUGAUCUGUUCGAAAAGCCCACAGGAGUUGUUGAAAGGGAAGUCGUCCACGCUAUAGAAAUCAUUCCAGGGAUCACCUCUCCUUUGACUGAUCUAACUCGACUUGACACACCGUGGAACUGGAGUGAUGAGUGCGAGGGUGCUUUCAAGAGAUUGAAGCAUGCACUCAUGAAUCAUGAAGUUCUCAUGGUUCCCGAUCCACAAAAGCCAUUCAUAGUGACCACUGACGCAAGCCAAUACGGCAUUGGCGCAGUGCUGGCUCAGUUGGAUGGGAAAAAGUUGAGACCGAUUGAGUACAUGAGUAAGAAGAUGCCAUCGAAGAAGUUGGCUAAGUCCACCUACGAAAGGGAACUCUAUGCUCUCUACAAGGCACUUGUCCAUUGGAGACACUUCUUUUUGGGAAGGUUCUUCUAUAUGAGGACUGAUCAUCAGACCCUCAAAUGGAUUAAGACUCAAUCGGCUCUUUCUGAUGCACUCAAGCGAUGGAUUGAGGUCAUAGACCAAUAUGACUUCAAGCUUGAGUACUUGAAGGGAGAGUACAACAAGGUUGCAGACGCGCUAUCCCGUAGAGCAGAUGACCUAGGUGCGCUAGUUUCUGACUUUGGCAUAUCUAAUGAAGUAACUCAAUCAUUGGUGGGAGCCUAUCAGGAAGACCUUGUCAUGAUGGACAUCAUGCGCAAACUUCAGGCAAAAGACAAGGCCACAGAAAGUGAGUUUGUGAUGGUGGACGGGUUACUCUAUCUUGAUAAGGCAGGAAUAAAAAGAAUGCUAGAUGACGCAAAGAAGUAUGUUGAGACCUGUCAGGUUUGUCAUCGAGACAAGCCGCGAACUCAAGCACCGCUUGGGUUGUUGAAGCCUUUACCUAUUCUUGAUGGUCCAGGAUUGAGUGUUUCCAUGGAUUUCAUGGACACCCUAGUGACCAGCAAGAGUGGUAAGAGGCACAUUUUUGUCAUCAUCGACCGAUUCACCAAGUUCCCUAGACUAGUACCAAUGCCAGAGACAGCCAGGACAAAAUACGUCAUCAAGUUGUUCAAGGACAACUGGGUAAGGGACUUUGGUUUACCAAAGACCAUCAUUAGUGACCGAGACGUCCGAUUCACAAGUGAGCUGUGGAAGAAGACUGCGGAACAGAUGGGCAGUCAACUUCAGAUGACUUCAGGGAAUCAUCCCGAAGCCAACGGACAGGCCGAACAAAUGAAUAGAGUUGUACAGCACUUGCUGAGGCAUUACAUCAAGCCCAGCCAGGAUGACUAGGAUGAACAGUUACCUCUCAUCGCCAGCCUGUACAACAAUACUAUACAUAGUAGCACCGACGUUAGUCCUAACCAGU